Culex pipiens pallens (northern house mosquito) is the source of this 646-nucleotide messenger RNA. Its product is annotated as probable Rho GTPase-activating protein CG5521. The transcript has 2 exons. Lineage: Eukaryota; Metazoa; Arthropoda; Insecta; Diptera; Culicidae. Gene Ontology annotation, molecular function: GTPase activator activity. Gene Ontology annotation, biological process: regulation of small GTPase mediated signal transduction. The record is from RefSeq and is a predicted model, not a curated record. Bases 31 to 243 code for a protein of 70 amino acids.
UGCCGACGGAGCAAGAGCAGCCUGUCCCGGAUGACAAUGAACAAGAAGCCGGACGUUCCGUGGUUUGGCCCACUGUCGGACGAAGUCGUCAUGGGUUGUUCCAGUUUGGCGAGCUUAGUACGCAUUUCGGCCAUCAACGUGAGUCGCGCCAAGCGGACGUCCCCCUCGCUGUACCAGAAGUACUACGUGGAGAUUCUGUACCGAGAACUAACGCCUGUUGCCGAUCUCAUCGUCCAUGGAUAAACACUCGACAUUCCGCACGAGAGACGAUUCGAACCGUAUUUUCGAGGAGUUUACGGCGCCCAUUUUCAGUCCCAUUUCGUCGCAGAGUACGUCACGGCUGGUGGUGGUGGCAACCCAGCAGGAUCUACAACCGGAAAUGCCCGCUGGCUGCAGCUGAUUUCUGAUCGCCACCUGGACAAGCAAAAAAGGUCACUGCAAUAAAUCAAAUUUUUAAAAAAUGGUUUGUUUAUGUUUGGAUUGACAUUUGUAGCCAAAGGAACCUAUUCGAUAUCUAUCCCUGAGCUCAAAAUGGGCAUUGUGUAAUAUUACACGAUUUUAAUAGUACAUUCAUGGAUGUAAUUUUAAGUGCUUUUUUCACAAAGGUGAUGUGCAUGCUUUUGCGUGCGAUUUUACCAUCGGAAUU